GAGGCCUCGGCCCGCACGGCCCCGCCGCCGCCGCCGCGGCGUGGGCGCCGGCGAUGCGCGCGGCCGCGCGGCCGCCCCUGGCGCUGCUGCUGCUGCUGCCGGAGUGCGGCCGCUGCGCCCCGACGCUUGGUGCAGCGCACAGCGUCGCGUACCGCUGCUGCAACGACGUCCACCUCCGUUUCUGUAUGUUGCCGCAGACCAUGGAGCCGUACGCCACCUACAGCUACUCGUGGUCCGACGAGGGGGGUGCGUCGCACCGGUGGGAGGGGUACGUGCCGAUCGCCGAUAUAUCGACCUGCUGUCCCAGGAGAUGGGCUUCUCUUACGAGCUCGUGCCACACACGUACGACCCGCUUGGCUCCUUCUGGGACGGGCUGUCGGCAGACACUUGCGACGUAGUCUUGGCCGGAAUCUCGAACGCCGCCUCGCACGAUGCCACGGUGGGCGAAUUCUUCGCGCUCAGCCAGCCCAUUUUUUCUUCCACCAACAGGGUGCUGGUUCUGAAGACGACGAAGGAGAUGGAUCUCUGGCGCCUGUUCGAGCCUUUCACUCCAGGCCUCUGGUUCGCAGUGGUGUGCAACGUUUUUUUCGUCGCCAUGACAUACACUUGUUGGAAGUGCUAAGCCAUGGACGCUUGAAGGAUGCCAUCACGCCAGAGAGCAUCGCCCAGUCGAGCUACCACGCUUGGGCCGCGUUCCUCGGGGGCGAGGACUACGAGUGGGUCAGCUGGCCUGGUCGAUGCCUCCGCCUGGGCCUCUUGUUCCUGAUACUGAUCGUGAUCAGUACGUACACAGCGAACCUCGCUGCGUUCUUCACGAGGCCCGUGUACGAGAUUCAUGGGCCGACGGACCUGGACACGCUGAAAGGUGCGGUGGCCUGCACGAUCUGGUCGAACGACGUGGCCGCCCUGGAGGGGUUUGUCAGCGAGGUCAUAUCCCCAAACCACACCUGGCCUCACGCCGACAGGAGGCAGUGGUGCCACGACGCCCUGAAGGAGGGUCGAGCGCAGGCCUGGUUUGACGACUACGCCGCACACAACUCGUACCAGCUGAAGCACUGCUCGGCUCUGGCACUGGUGCCAGCCAUCAGCCUGAAGCCGCUGGUGGUGGGGUUCGCUAUGUCUGCCGCGAACGUCAGCCUCGUUUCGAGCAUGAGCGCCGCUCUGGUGCACCUGGAGAAGCAGCCCGCGAUCAGGAACCUCGAGCAGGACCUGUUCGGCUGGGGCAGGUGGCGGCCGCGAAAGGGUACGCCGACAUCAAGAAGGUCUGGAACAAGGGCGCGAAGGGGGACGUCGAGUACUCCGUGGCCAAGGGUGUGCCCGUCCGACUCUGAGCUCGUCAGCAGCACCACUCCCGUCUCCUUCCAGAGCCUCGGAGGCGCUUUCCUUAUCUCUGGGGCUCUGAUGCUGAUGUCCCUGGUGAUGGCGAUCGCCACCUUCGCGUUGAGGAGCUACCAGGGCGCGAAGUACGUGGCGCCCGAUUCGGCGACAGACGGCGAGAUGUUGAGGGAGCUCCUGACGAAGGUGGCGGAGCUGGAGAGACUUUACGCCGGGGCCGAGGGCACUGAGCCUCUGCCUCCGAGCCUCCAGGACGACCUGUCCCUUUCCGUCAUGGAGGUCGCUUCGGUCCCUGUGUGCCCAGCUCCAUCGUCGCCGCAGCAAUCGAAGGAGCGCACCCCCUGGACUGAGGGCGCCUCGGAGCGCUGACGCCGAAGGGCCGAGUCUCUAGGCGCUUCUCGCAUGGACCCCUGCCAUGCUGUUUUCAGACAACUCGGGUUGAAUGCCACCGACUGGCGGAUUUACUCGCACAACGUGUGUUUUCAAGAUGGAAAGCCAGCUUAGGCCUUACUGUGCCCUCGUGCAUGCUCUCAGACAGCCCAGCUGCAUGACUGGCAAGAGACUUUCGCCCUUUGUCCGAAAA
Molecule: messenger RNA, 1918 nt
Organism: Prorocentrum cordatum
Lineage: Eukaryota; Dinophyceae; Prorocentrales; Prorocentraceae
Source: the annotation of a GenBank genome assembly